AUGCCGGCGCCAUCCUCACGCGAGCAGUCGGACCCUGAAGGAUUUGUCACCAUCAGCGUACGACUUCUCUCCGGCAAGACCUUGGUGAACCUAAGCGUGGCCGACCACAUGCAAGCGGAUGAGCUUUGGCUUCAGGUGCAAGCUGAUGCGACCUCACAGCUCACGCACGAAGGAUGCUGCAUCCGUUCCUUGCUGUGGGGUGCCAAUGUACUCGCUGGGAAACAAACUCUGAGGGAUCUUGGCAUGCACGGCCAGCAGGAAGUGGUUGCUGUAACCUCCGUUGGACUUGAAGGCACUUUUGAGAUAUUUCGCCCGCCGUGCCCGUGCAGCGACUGCUACAGGCGCCGCGCAGAGCGCAUGCAUUUUGAUCUCUCCGGCAUGGCCUCAUUUACCUCUUCGCUUCGGGACUACUUCAAAGGUGACCAUGCAGAGCAGGUUCGCACCUUCAAGUACACGCUUGGCGAGGUCGAGGAGGUCGAGGGCGAAUCGCCAAAUCUCCGGCGCAGCUUAUCGCUGGAAGAACUUUCCACGGACUCAGUGACAGACAUCCCCUGCAUACUUCAGGGCUGGCUGUUCCUAGAUGCAGAUGAUCCCAUCAAGCGCAGAGUGCACCUCAGUGGCUUCAAAAGGCCCGACGACAAUGGCUCGACCAGUGAGCUAGUGCUGGAGGACCUCCAAUGGCUGAAGCAGCGCGCCAAGGAUGAGGCCGAGAGGCCCUUGUGGUGGCUUGAGCAGUCCUUUAGAAGAAAUCAAGCUGAGCUGAUGAGAGAGGAGAUCUGGAACCCAGAAUUCCUCUACGACGAAGAGCAGCUGUACAGGCGUAUAUUUGCGAGGCCGAGGUGCGCGAGUGAGCACUUUGUGCACCACCAGCGCCCAAAGCCCAGGCACGGGCGCCGGAGUCACUGCUUGUGUGGCUUGGCAUGCCAGGGCCGCAAGAGCCAGUGGAAGUGUCGGAGCCAAAGAGAUGUCUGGGCCGAGGCCAAGCGAGCUUGCACGAUCAUGCGCAGGGCUGAGAGGGCCCUGAAGAUGGAGGCCAGGGAAGCGACUGAAGCGGCUUCGUAA
Molecule: messenger RNA, 1062 nt
Organism: Symbiodinium pilosum
Lineage: Eukaryota; Dinophyceae; Suessiales; Symbiodiniaceae
Source: the annotation of a GenBank genome assembly